AUGCAUGCAAUCAGUCGUGCAAGUAAACUCGGCCUGCGUGCACGCCCACCGCACCGCGCUCUUCUCGUUCCAGGCUCCCAUCAGGCAGCCGUCCAGGCCGUCAGAUGCUGGGCUCCUGUCAGGGGACUUCAGUCGGUCGCUCAGACGGACAGAGACACCAUCACCCGUCUCCUCUAUUCAAUCGGUACAAAGCGCGAGGUCGAACGGUACCUCAGGAUAUUCUCCUCCUCUUCCGAUGCAUCCCACCCCGCUAAAUUUGCGGUCAUCAAAAUUGGGGGCGCCGUUCUCGAUCAGCUCGACGAGCUCGCACUCAGUCUCAGCUUCCUCUACCGCGUCGGCCUCUAUCCCGUCAUCCUGCAUGGUGCUGGACCCCAACUCAAUGAAAUUAUUGAAAGCGCAGGGAUUGUACCAGACUACAUCGAUGGUAUCAGGGUCACAGACGCGAAGACUUUGCAGAUCGCCCGUAAAGUAUUCCUGGAGGAGAACCUAAAGCUGGUAGGUGCCCUGGAAAAGCUCGGCACUCGCGCCCGCCCUAUCACUUCUGGCGUUUUCACCGCCGACUACCUAGACAAGGAGAAGUACGGUCUGGUCGGAAAGAUCACACGCGUCGACAAGCGUCCACUUGAAGCCUCCAUCAGAGCAGGCGCUCUGCCUAUCCUCACUAGCUUAGCCGAGUCUGAUGCGGGCCAGAUCCUUAACGUGAACGCGGACGUCGCGGCGGGUGAGCUCGCAAAGGAGCUCGAGCCUCUCAAGAUCGUCUUCCUGAACGAUAAGGGUGGGUUGUUCCAUGGCGUUACGGGAGAGAAGUUGGAUGUGAUCAACCUAGACGAGGAGUACGAUGAGCUCAUGAAGGAACCGUGGGUGAAGUUUGGCACCAAGCUCAAACUCCGGGAGUUUAAGCAGCUGCUGGACCACCUCCCUCGCUCGUCUUCUGUCGCCAUCAUCUCUGCAGACUCUCUGCAGCGCGAGCUGUUCACUGACAGUGGAGCUGGUACCCUAAUUCGCCGCGGGUACAAGCUCUUCAGUCAUGACGCCGUUGACUCUGUUGGCGCCGACCGUCUCCGCCAAGUGAUCAACGAUCGCGAUCCCGGCGUGCUGUCCGGCGACGACAGUGUCGCUGGUAUUCUGAGCGACCUGAAGAAGACGCCAUACACCAUCUACGGAGACGAGCCGCUCGACGUCGUCGCGAUCGUAUCUCGUCCAGCCGGCGAGACGCCCGUCAUGACCAAGCUGCUCGCAUCACGCAGUGGCGUCAUGAACGGCAUCGUCGACAACGUCUUUCACGCAAUCAAGAAGGACCACCGGCGACUCUUCUGGACCGCCCGCGCCGACGACGAGAAUCGGUCGUGGCAUUUCGAGCGCGCCGACGGGAGCUUCACGCGUGCGGGCAAAAGUCUUUUCUGGUAUGGCGUGCACGACAUUGCGGAGGUGGAACGUAUCGUGAAGGGCUUCGAGGAGAGGGGCAGGAUCGGCAGGACCUACCUCCCCGUCGGGCCCUCCGCCCCUCCACACCGCGCCGGCGAUGCUCCAAGUGGUGUUCGAUCAUUCUCUACAAUGGCGAGGCGGCGGCACACUCCCGGUGCCCAGAGAGGCUAUGCCACCGCUGCUACUCCUGUAUCGACCGAACCGAAGCGCCUCGCGCUUGUCGGCGCACGCGGCUUUACCGGGCAGGCGUUGACCACACUGCUGUCCAACCACCCCUACCUGGACCUGACCCACGUGUCGUCGCGGCAGCUCGCGGGGUUUCCACUCACCAGCUACACCAAGGCGCCCGUCACGUACUCAGACCUGUCACUGGCGGACGUGGAGCUGAUGGAGAAGGACGGCGAAGUGGACGCUUGGGUUAUGGCGCUGCCGAACGGCGUGUGCAAGCCCUUCGUGGAUGCCGUCGACCGCGGUUCGCAGAUGCGCACGAACGGCAUGCGGAGUGUGGUGGUGGAUUUGAGUGCAGACCACAGGUUCGAGGGUGGGUGGACAUACGGGCUCCCGGAGCUGUACUCGCGCAGUGCAAUUCGGAGCGCGAAGCGCAUUUCGAACCCAGGAUGCUAUGCGACGUCGUCCCAGAUGCUCGUCGCGCCCUUGCUGCCGUACCUCAAGGUGGAUGCGUGGCCGACCGUGUUCGGCGUGUCGGGCUACAGCGGCGCGGGCACCGUGGCGGGCCCAAAUGACGCGGACGGCCGCCCCACUACCAUCGCGAAGGUGACACCGGAGAGCCUAAUGGGUGGUAUGCGCGCGUACGCGCUGACGGACCACAUCCAUGAGCGCGAGGCCGGGCGGCAUCUCACUCGCCUGCUUGCGAGCCCAGCGAUCCCAGUGAAGGUCGCGUUCAUCCCGUCCAUCGCGCCGUGGUUCAGCGGGAUCCUCUCCGUACUGUCGAUGCCGCUCAGCGAGAGGGUGUCUGCGCGCGACGUGCGGGCGCUGUAUGAGCAGAAGUACAGUGGAGAGAAGCUUGUGAGGAUCAAGAGUGAGGUGCCGGUCCUGCAGGAUGUAGAGAACCAGCACGGGUGGGCUGUCGGUGGGUUCCAGGUGCAUAGCGAGGGUGACCGUGCUGUCGUGGUGGGUGGCCUGGAUAACUUACUGAAGGGUGCAGCUACACAAUGUCUGCAGAACUUGAAUCUGGCACUGGGGUAUGACGAGUACGCUGGAAUUCCGGUCGUGUGA
Molecule: messenger RNA, 2661 nt
Organism: Sparassis crispa
Lineage: Eukaryota; Fungi; Basidiomycota; Agaricomycetes; Polyporales; Sparassidaceae
Product: Protein ARG5,6, mitochondrial
Exons: 7
Coding region: 1-2661 (886 amino acids)
Biological process (GO): L-arginine biosynthetic process
Cellular component (GO): mitochondrial matrix; cytoplasm; mitochondrion
Molecular function (GO): arginine binding; acetylglutamate kinase activity; NAD binding
Source: RefSeq, a predicted model, not a curated record